GUUUAACUAUUUGGCAGAACGAUUUCGUCGGAUGACAAUAACUAGCGUAUUUCUAAAAUGCACUUUGAUAUGCACGCGUCUAACUAAACGCACUCAUCUAAUAAAGGACCGGUAGCAGAGUAGCAAUGAGCGAACGUAGCAGCAUGUACUAUUCUGCUAGCACUUUAUUGAGCCCCCCGCGGAUGACUCCUGAUGCUGUCAGCGGACCAAAAGUCAGCCUAUUUCGCAGCAAAUCAGAGGGAAACCUGGUUGGGAAGAAGCAGCGCCAACAGCACCAGAAACUCGGCAAUCUCAUCGUCAUGCCUCUCGAUCGCUGCAUCCGAGCAAUUUACGGAAGCUGGCGUAAUCUCAAGCAGCUCGGCGGCAUGAGUCGACCGUCGAAAGCAGUAACCCAGGUGAAGAAGGUGGCGCCACCCUCGGUCCCCAAUGACUUCCGGCAUUCGGGAGCGUCCUUCGGGUCAGCCGGUUACGCCAGCAGCGAGGAUGACUGUCUGAACAUGACCGGAGGGGGUAAUCCUGGUGGACCCAACGGUGAUGACGGCUCCUAUGGAAUGCCUGCGGGUAAAAGCCCCGGUCCCAUUUUCACGCAUCCAGGCUUCUCCUUCCCGCCAAUGGUCGGCAAGUACGCCCAUGCCGAGGAUCAAGGAAUCGACAUGACUCAGAGUCCAGGCAGGGAUAGUCCCGGCAGUUCAGGCUCCGGCUCAGGUUCACGACACUCAACGGCUUCGUUGGACUCAGGACGCGCUUCGGGCUAUCACUUGGGGCCACGCAGCGCAGGAGCCCUUACUUCCUCGCCGAGAUGUUCGAUCAGCUCGUUGGGCAGCCAUCCAGACAGACCGAGCGACCUCGACGGUGUUCACGCCUGGUUGACCGAACUCCAAUUCGACGAGUACUUUCCAUUAUUCGCCUCUGCCGGUUACGACCUCGCUACCAUCACCCGCAUGACCCCAGAAGAUCUCACAGCUAUUGGUAUAAAAAAGCCGAACCAUAGAAAGCGACUAAAGACCGAGAUCGACAACCUGAAUGUGGGUGACGGGCUUCCGGAGCAUGUGCCCGGUUCCCUCGAAGAGUGGCUUAGGCUGCUUAGGCUCGAGGAGUACCUUGGUGCCCUGCACCAGCAAGGCAUGCGCUGUGUUGAAGACGUCACGAUCCUUACUUGGGAGGAUCUUGAGGAUAUUGGAAUCGUGAGGCUAGGUCAUCAAAAGAAACUGCUCCUUGCAAUUAAGCGGGUCAAAGACAUCAAAGCCGGCAAACGAAUACAGCCUCUGGACCUAGCAAGACUUCCGCCCCAUCCUGGACACACGCAGGACGUGGUAAUUCAGCGUGGUGGUCAUGAUUUACCGUCUCCCGACGAAGACUGCUCCUCGCCGAUCCUCAGAUCAUUCCAGCGUCCGGUGGACAAUAUGAGUAGUGGGAACGGUGCAUCUGUGGCAGGAUGGCGCAGCAUGUACGCGGCCCUGCCUGGAAGCCUUGACUACGCUACUGUCGGCCGAGGUGGUUCUAUUUGUGGCAAUAGCGGCAAUAGCGGUGGCUAUUCACGUGGCAAAUCCUUAGAGAGUCUUGAAGAUGUACCCUUGGGUUAUCCACCCUCACCCGCACCCCAGUCCCAUCAGCCUCAGAUUCUCGACUGGCGGCCGCGCAGCUACGACGACGGUGACCUUACACCCACCAACGACCAUACACUCGUUAUCGAGAACAUUGGUGGUGGAACCUUGCCGAGGCCACGACACUGCCUCGUACGACCUCGACCUAUUGCCAAGAUUCAGGCAACGUCCGGCCAGUUCAAAUCGUUGCCUCGCGACUUCGAUAACAAGUACCAGUUAACAUAUGGACUGGACAGCAGUCCGAGCCUCUUAAAGCGGCGGCCUCCCUCGCCACCACGGCGCCAGAGCUCCCGUGAACUUGGCUCUGCCUCCUCGGUGAGCAGUGUCUGUAGUGGUAACGGGGAUAUAGUCAUCGACUGCAGCGGUCCUGUACCCACAACCACGUGCGAGGAACAUCACCAGCGGCUCAUGCAACAACACCACCACCAUCAUCUGCAGCACGUAUUAUCAGGGUCACCGGCGUCCCAAGCACCAAAUGUUAGCCCGACGCCCUCACAGCUUGUUCGACCGCCAUCCUCUAUGUCGCGCAGUUGGGGCAGCGUGAGCGCUAACGUCAACGAGGAACACGAACCCAUAGCCACUCUUGCCUUGCAGCAUCGCAACGGCUCCGAUGCUAGCUUUAAGUCAAAUUCCAGCACAGAGUCUGAUUCACUGCCCUUUGCCAACGAGAAUGCCGGAACGAUAAAGCAGCGCGCAGCACGCGUGGCCCAAGAGUACGCCAACAGUCCCAACCACAUGAUGUCCCAGCAUCAACACCAACACCAGCAUCACUCGAGCAGCGAACCUGCAGACGUGCUGAACGACAUCGGUAACAUGUUGACUAAUCUUACGAACGAGCUCGAUGCAAUGCUAGAGGAAGAAAAGCGCCAGGGCCUCAAUCCAUAAUAACCAUAGCACACAUCGCUGCCGUUGUUACCGUAACCAUCUCCGCCACCACUACCAACGCCGUUAUUGCCAUAUAAAAUAAAGGACGCAGACGUCCCAGCUAUUUUAACACGCAGAAUCGAAGACGAUUUGCAGAUUGUCAGUUUCCUAUUGAGCGACUCUGCAAAUUGACGAUAUUGUAGCUUGUUGCGUGAGAAUUACUAUAUACUAACAUAAACAAUAAUUAAGAUUUGAAAGUGGCUCCGGACUACAAUACUGUUGAUUCUAAUGAUAUUUAUCUCAUUUCUUAUAAUGAGUUUUCAAAGAAAAAUUAUUCAAUGGCUCUUUAGACAGAUUAGUACUAUAGUUAGACAAUUUUUAGCUACGUUAUUAUAAAUUGUUUCUUAAAUGAAAGCUGCAUUAUUUAAUUUUCUUAUGUCUUCAG
Ceratosolen solmsi marchali is the source of this 2913-nucleotide messenger RNA. RefSeq names its product CRK like proto-oncogene, adaptor protein. Gene Ontology annotation, biological process: axonogenesis; cell surface receptor protein tyrosine phosphatase signaling pathway. The transcript has 8 exons. The coding region runs from base 126 to 2489 and encodes 787 amino acids. NCBI's taxonomy places the organism in Eukaryota, Metazoa, Arthropoda, Insecta, Hymenoptera, Agaonidae. Gene Ontology annotation, cellular component: axon; focal adhesion. Gene Ontology annotation, molecular function: protein phosphatase binding; signaling adaptor activity. The record is from RefSeq and is a predicted model, not a curated record.